CACACAGAGACACGGUCCGCUGACAGCCUGCUCUGUUAUGUUGGAGUAAACACAAACUCCUCCUCCCCGGUGACAGGCGGCAACGCCGGAGCAUCGACUCGCCUUUUCCCCACACAAUCUGCGCUCUGGACUUUCACUCUGAAGCCAUCACGGUGGUGAGCAGGAUUCCUCCGAGGCUUGCAACUCUGCCCUACAAAAGUCUGAGACCUACAAGCUGCUGUUGCCUGGAUUCAGGGAGCAUCUCUCCUCGCUGGGCUGUGAGGGCAGGACUCACCCCACCACCACCCCCACCCUCACCACCAGCUUCUGUCCAACUCCUCGUUGACGACGGUAGCAACAAUGUGACUACUGGGCUCAGAAACAUGUGACCUGCUAAUAUGGAUCUGAGAAUCAGCAUACAUUGAAUCAACACUCAUCCAGUCACAAUGAUUCCUCUUCUGUUUUUGGUGACAACCACAACAACACCCAAUUCCACCGGCAAUGGCAACCAUACACAAGAAGAUGUUACAUCCCCCAGCCACCACAUCCUCCCUACCGUGCUGGUCCUGUCCCUGCUGCUGGUCAUCAUCGCACUACUAGCCUGGUACUUCCUCAGGUUAAAAAACCAGAGAAAAGCAGUCGUCACCACAGUUGACAAAAAGAUACCAAAUGGCAUCCUGGAGGAACAAGAGUUUGGAUACAGUACUGAGUCGUUAUACACCAUUGUACCACCAGAGCAACAGACGGUGGUCCUUCUGCCCAGAUCCCCUUCAGCCUCUAAGACCUACGUCCCCAUCCCGGUGGACCACCUCGAGGAGGAGUACAGGCUCCGAUCAGCCGAUGAUGGCAAGCUCUUCAGGGAGGAGUACAAUUCCUUGCCGGGGGGUAGUGCCCACGGGACGUAUGAGGAGGCCAACAAGGACGACAACAAGGAGAAGAACAGAUACCCCAACAUCCUUCCCUAUGAUCAUUCCAGAGUGGUGUUAAAUCAGCUGGAUGGAAAUCCCUGUUCAGACUAUGUGAACGCUUCUUACAUCGAUGGUUUCACAGAAAAGAACAAAUUCAUAGCAGCACAAGGUCCAAAAGAAGACACCACCGCCGAUUUCUGGAGGAUGAUAUGGGAGCAGAAAGUAGCUACUGUUGUCAUGCUGACCAACCUGAAAGAAAGGAAAGAAGACAAGUGUCACCAAUACUGGCCAGAUCAGGGCUGUUGGACCUAUGGGAAUGUGAGGGUGGCAGUAGAAGACUUCACCGUCCUCGUGGACUACACCAUCCGGAAGUUCUGCAUACAAUAUCAAGCCAGCGAUGCCGCAAAAACUCCCAGGCCUGUCACCCAGCUCCACUUCACCAGCUGGCCCGACUUUGGAGUUCCUUUCUCCCCCAUCGGCAUGCUCAAGUUCCUCAAAAAGGUCAAAGUGGUAAAUCCACCCUUCUCUGGGCCCAUUGUGGUCCACUGCAGCGCUGGUGUCGGGAGGACAGGAACCUUCAUCGUGAUAGAUGCCAUGAUCGACAUGAUGCACGCUGAGCAGAAAGUUGAUGUUUUUGGGUUUGUCUCUAAGAUACGAGAGCAGCGCUCACAGCUCAUUCAGACAGAUAUGCAGUACUCAUUCAUCUACCAGGCCCUGCUUGAAUACUACCUCUACGGAGACACGGAGCUGGAUGUGUCGUCUCUGGAAGGACAUCUGCAAAAACUGCACAAUACCUUUACAGAUGGUGACCGGGUUGGCCUGGAGGAAGAGUUUAAGAAACUGACCAAUAUGCGAAUAAUGAAGGAGAACAUGAGAACAGGGAACCUUCCUGCCAACAUGAAGAAGAACAGAGUUCUGCAAAUUAUUCCAUAUGACUUCAACAGAGUCAUUCUCUCCAUGAGACGAGGUCAGGAGUUCACCGAUUACAUCAACGCAUCUUUCAUAGACGGCUACAGACAGAAGGACUACUUCAUCGCCACCCAGGGCCCUCUUCCACACACAGUAGAGGAUUUCUGGAGAAUGGUGUGGGAAUGGAAGUGUCACUCCAUUGUCAUGCUCACUGAGCUCCAGGAGAGGGAGCAGGACAAAUGUUGCCAAUACUGGCCAACAGAGGACUCGGUCACCUAUGGGGAUUACACUAUAGAGCUGAAGGGAGACACUCUGUGUGACACCUUCAGUCUACGAGACUUGGUACUCACCUUUGUCCCGGAGAAGCAGACGAGGGUCAUCAGGCACUUCCACUUCCAUGGCUGGCCAGAGGUCGGCAUCCCAGCUGAGGGGAAAGGCAUGAUCGACAUCAUCGCCUCAGUGCAGAGGCAGCAGCAGCAGUCUGGGAAUCAUCCCAUCGUCGUACACUGCAGUGCCGGUGCGGGGCGAACAGGUACGUUCAUUGCUCUAAGCAAUAUCUUGGAGCGAGUCAAGGCAGAAGGCCUGCUGGACGUGUUCCAAACUGUGAAGAGUUUACGCAUGCAGAGGCCUCAUAUGGUCCAAACUGUGGAACAAUAUGACUUCUGCUACAGGGUGGUACAAGACUUUGUUGACAUCUUCUCAGACUAUGCCAAUUUUAAAUGAUGAGAUUUGCCUUAAACAUAGUUUUUAAAUGUUGUUUUCUAAAGCUGGUUUGUUCAAUUUUAUGUGUUUCUUUAACUCAGUCAAAUGAUCUAUUUUGCUAUGCACUUGUCCUACCAUUAACAGAAACUCUGUCCUGGCUGUAAUAUACUGUAUGUCAAUGGAUGAAAAUUGUAAAUGAAAAAAAGUUAGAUUAAUAAUGUACAUUUCACAUCAUGUAUGAUAAUUAUUUUGUCAUGAAGUGUUGUUUCUGACUUGGUCUCUUAUUUCAGCUUUGUUGUGUAAUGCUGUACUUUAAAUGUUUGUGUUAUUUUGGAUUGACCAUGUAAUAUUUUUAAAAGUUGUAGUUAUUGUAAAUGUAUUUAUGUAUUGACAAUAACAUUCCUUUCUUGGGUGUUAAGUGAACAUGAUGGGAAUGUUAAGAUUUUUUUUUUUUAAUGUAAACAUACAGCACAGUCUUUCAUUUAUUGAUAACUUCUAUCUGAGAUUAGAGGAGAUAUUUCAAAUAUUUUUCAUUGUUCUCAUGCCCAUCAUGAUACUCUUUCCAAUGGAAAUACUGUCAGAAAAAGAAUGAAUAAUUUCAGCCAUAAUUUAGAGUGGAACGUUAUGCAACAGAGGCCGUGGUGACGACACCGGGGGCUGUUUUCUAAUAUGGAUUCAGGCAAGUUUCACAGUUAAAUAUCACAGCGUCUUGACAGUCCAUUAAACUGGUUUUGUACCUCAAAAAAAAAAAGGUGGUAUGCAACUGAAUUUAACAUGGAUGUAACAUUACUACAGCCUGCCUUUUGUCUGUAGACAGCAAAAAGUAUUUUGCUAAAAUUACUGCACAUUAAAAAGCACAUGUAACUAA
This is a messenger RNA of Scatophagus argus, 3366 nucleotides long. It is a transcript of the gene ptprea, whose product is annotated as protein tyrosine phosphatase receptor type Ea. Gene Ontology annotation, molecular function: protein tyrosine phosphatase activity. The transcript has 22 exons. Bases 426 to 2519 code for a protein of 697 amino acids. Gene Ontology annotation, biological process: protein dephosphorylation. Lineage: Eukaryota; Metazoa; Chordata; Actinopteri; Scatophagidae. The record is from RefSeq and is a predicted model, not a curated record.